This is a messenger RNA of Thlaspi arvense, 2405 nucleotides long. NCBI's taxonomy places the organism in Eukaryota, Viridiplantae, Streptophyta, Magnoliopsida, Brassicales, Brassicaceae. The record is from the annotation of a GenBank genome assembly.
CAAGAUUAAUUCUUCUCAAGAAUGUUAGGAAACAGUUAACUUUUCGCAUGGAGGUUGACUCCUCCAAGCUAGCUAAAUACCAUCUUUGCAGAAUGUGGAGGCUGAAGGUUGCAGAAGGUGGUGGCCCCUAUGAGCCUUAUCUGUACAGCACAAACAACUUUGUGGGUAGGCAAAUAUGGGAGUUUGAUCCUAAUUACGGUACGCCGGAAGAACGGGCCGAGGUGGAAAAGGCUCGCCAGCUAUUUACUCAGUACCGAUCGAAAGUCAAGCCUAGCGGGGAUGUUCUUCUGAGGCUACAGUUAGCAUGGGCAAACUUGUCCAAUAGAAUUGGAAAAAGUUGGUGGGAACACUAUAAAGUUCUUACUGACUUUAAUACUGGAUGGGAUUGGAUGGGAGAUGUUGUUAGAGGUUGGAGGAGGACCUCUUGUGAACUUGCUAAAGAAAAUAACUUUCGACAAAAAAUUCCACAAGUCAAAGUUGGUGAAAAUGAGGAGGUAACUUAUGAGACAGCUACUGCCACAAUGAAAAGGGCUGCUUAUUUCUUUUCAGCCAUGCAAGCAAAGGAUGGGCAUUGGCCUGCUGAAAAUGCCGGCCCUUUAUUCUUCCUUCCUCCCCUGGUCAUGUGUCUUUACAUCACGGGACACUUGGAUAGCACAUUCUCUAAUGAAGAUGGAGGUUGGGGGUUCCAUAUAGAGGGCCAUAGCAUCAUGUUUUGUACCGUCCUCAGCUACAUCUGCAUGCGUGUUCUUGGAGAGGGCCCAUUUGGGGGGCAUAACAAUGCUGUCGAAAGGGGCAGAAAGUGGAUACACGAUCAUGGCGGUGUUGUUGCCAUACCUUCCUGGGGAAAAACAUGGCUUUCGAUAUUUGGCUUAUUUGAUUGGUCAGGCUGUAAUCCAAUGCCACCAGAAUUUUGGGUCCUCCCAUCUUAUUUGCCCAUGCAUCCAGCAAAAAUGUGGUGCUACUGUCGAAUGGUUUACAUGCCAAUGUCAUACUUGUAUGGGAAGAGAUUUGUUGGGCCAAUCACAGAUCUAGUUUUAGAAUUGAGGAAAGAGCUCUACUCUCAACCUUAUGAUACUGUCAAUUGGAAGAAAGUUAGACAUUUGUGUGCGAAGGAGGAUAUGUAUUACCCGCAUCCCCUUAUACAAGACUUGUUGUGGGAUGGCCUUUACAUAAUGACAGAACCAUUACUUACACGUUGGCCUUUCAAUAAAUUGAGAGAGAAAGCCCUCCGACAAACAAUGGAGUACAUCCACUAUGAAGACGAAAAUAGUCGUUACAUUACAAUUGGAUGUGUGGAAAAGUGUUGUGCAUGCUCGCUUGUUGGGUGGAAGAUCCAUCUAAGGCAUCUUGCUAGGAUCCCCGAUUACAUGUGGAUUGCUGAGGAUGGAAUGAAGAUGCAGAGCUUUGGCAGUCAGCAAUGGGACACAGGUUUUGCAGUUCAAGCACUACUGGCUUGUAACCUACUUGACGAAACUCGGGAAACUCUUAGAAGAGGGCAUGAUUUUAUAAAGAAAUCACAGGUGAAGGAAAACCCAUCUGGUGAUUUUAGAAAAAUGUUUAGACACAUAUCUAAAGGAUCUUGGACUUUUUCUGAUCAAGAUCAUGGAUGGCAAGUCUCAGACUGCACAGCAGAAGGACUUAAGUGUUGCUUGAUGCUAUCCCGACUGCCACCAGAAAUUGUUGGUGAAAAACUUGAACCAGAGCAACUAUAUGAUGCAGUGAAUGUCAUUCUUUCGUUACAGAGUAAGAAUGGUGGUUUAGCUGCAUGGGAGCCAGCAAAAGCAGGUGACUGGCUGGAGCUUCUUAAUCCCACGGAGUUUUUCGCGGAUAUUGUUGUUGAGCAUGAGUAUGUAGAAUGCACUGCAGCAGCAAUUCAAGCUUUUGUAUUAUUCAAGAACCUUUAUCCUGGACAUCGCGAAAAGGAAAUUGAAGCUUUCAUAAAAAAUGCGGCUCGUUUCCUUGAAGAUAUCCAAAUGCCAGACGGCUCGUGGUACGGAAAUUGGGGAGUUUGCUUCACGUAUGGCACUUGGUUUGCAUUGGGAGGCUAUCAGAAAGGUGUAGAAUUUUUGCUUUCAAUUCAACGAGAAAAUGGAGGUUGGGGAGAGAGCUACCUCUCUUCUCCUUCAAAGAAAUAUGUUCCACUGGAAGAAAACAGAUCCAAUUUGGUACACACUUCAUGGGCGAUGAUGGGUUUAAUCCAUGCUGGCCAGGCUGAAAGAGACCCAAAACCCCUUCAUCGGGCUGCCAGGUUGCUUAUUAAUUCACAAAUGGAAAAUGGAGAUUUCCCCCAAGAGGAAAUUACUGGAGUUUUCAUGAAGAACUGUAUGCUACACUACGCAGCCUAUAGAAACAUUUACCCACUAUGGGCACUUGCAGAGUACCGCAACAGAGUCAAAUUGUCGUCU